AUGCGGCUACUUUCAGCGAUACUUCUACUCACAGUUACUUCGUCUUAUGGAACAAAUAACAAGAUUCAUGAUGGUGAUGUCUAUAAGGAGAGCCAUCGACCUCACACGAGAAAAGUGCGUGAGCAACAAUUCCAAAUCCAAGGUGUCGAUACUGUUGAAGAAAUAUCAGUGAGAGAUGAGCCAACUUUUCGUACCACCGUGCCGUCUAUGGCAGGUGAACGAGAACGAAAACACAUUGCACCUAUGAGACCACCACCAAUUUUCUUCCAAGGACAGCCUCGCUCUUUCCCAUAUCCACAAAGCUUACCCCAAGAUAUUUCGAUGGUGAAGAGGCAAUCGCAUGCCGUUGCAAGUGAUGAUAUAGGACCGCGAGGACCAGUGCCUGGAUACGGUCCUACUCGUUACUACUACCCACCCCGCCAAUAUCUUCCACUUAGAAAAUGCUUCUAUAAUCCGACAGGAUAUGUCUGUUGUAAUGAGAUUCUGAACGAUCUGAUGGUUGAGACAUUUGCUGAAUUGGAAGCUCGACCAAAAUUCCAUGCAUGUAAUAUUCAAGCUGUCGCCAACGUAAUGCAGGAACGUACCGAAACAAAGUUCAACACUUCAUUUGAGCUGAUCGUAGCUUAUGACGACUUCGCACAAAAAGUUCACUUCAGCGGCGAUUUGAUCUGUAAGGUCGAACUCGGAGGACGAUAUGCGCUAGCUUACGCAACCGCUCGAACAGUUCAAGAAUACCAGUUACCGCCGAUCAACAACAGACCUCAGCAGGGACCGAUAACUGAUGCUGCUCACGCUCGUAUACAAACUCACACUAUGAGAAUCUGA
Messenger RNA from Haemonchus placei, 825 nucleotides. The record is from the annotation of a GenBank genome assembly. Lineage: Eukaryota; Metazoa; Nematoda; Chromadorea; Rhabditida; Trichostrongylidae.